Molecule: messenger RNA, 1141 nt
Organism: Panicum hallii
Lineage: Eukaryota; Viridiplantae; Streptophyta; Magnoliopsida; Poales; Poaceae
Exons: 2
Coding region: 166-741 (191 amino acids)
Source: RefSeq, a predicted model, not a curated record
GUGGGUCCAGCCGAAAGAUAAGCCCCCUCUGCCAGUGGCCACAUUCAGAUUCCUUCGAUUCCUGCGGACAUUGAAACAGAGAGCAAGCAGUCCGGGAAAACAAAAAACACAGAGCUGGGAAACAGAUUGCGUCGCUGCAGCAGGGAAGAAGAAGAGUAGGAAGAAAUGGCCGCGAUACCAGCAGCGAUCUCCUCCGGCUGCUGCUCUUCGUCUCGGCUCUCCCAGCCUGCUGGCCUCCCGCCCUCCUCCACGAGCCGACGGCGCUUCAAGGUCACGGCCAUGGCGCCCAAGAAGAAGGUGAACCGGUACGACGAGAACUGGUCGAAGCAGUGGUUCGGCGCGGGCAUCUUCGCGGAGGGCAGCGAGGAGGUGUCCGUGGACGUGUUCCGGAAGCUGGAGCGGCGCAAGGUGCUGAGCACGGUGGAGAAGGCCGGGCUGCUGUCCAGGGCCGAGGAGCUCGGCGUCACGCUCUCCUCGCUGGAGCGGCUGGGCCUGCUGUCCAAGGCCGAGGACCUGGGCCUGCUCAGCCUCGUGGAGGCCGCCGCGGGGGCGUCCCCCUCCGCGCUGGCGUCCGUCUCGCUGCCGCUCCUCGUGGCCGCCGUCGCCGCGGUGGUCGUCGUGCCCGAUGACUCCGCCGCGCUCGUCGCCGCGCAGGCCGUCGUGGCCACGGUGCUCACGGCCGGGGCCGCCGGGCUGUUCGUGGGCUCCGUCGUGCUCGCCGGCCUGCAGGAGUCGGAUUGAGCGGCGGCACGGCAGGUGCUGCUGCUGGCCAAGAGCUCCGUCGCCAAGCUGACGUCGCCGAUCAAAUGUUAUGUGGUAAUUGCAUGGGGAAAAAACGAAAUCCUGCUAAUGCGUGGGAGCUUUGCAUUGUAUCAUAACUAGAACUAGGUAACCACGAACAGAAAGUGUUAGCUGUUCUUGUUCGUGCACAAGCAGAGUGCAAGCGCCAUGCCGGAUGCUGGACGGGCACACGCUCAAUAGCCCACUUUAUUAGCACAGUGACUCCGUUUGUAAGCUUUGUUUAAUCUGGUGCAGUUUGUACCUGUAUGCUGUAUCAUGUAGAUUAUUAGAGCGAUGAUGCGGAAAGGCGCUGCAUAAAUCCUCUGUAUUCGUCACCAUUUACGCGCACCCUUCUGCGUAA